CUCCGCCUUGUUAAAUCUCCCUGCUUUCAACUCUAGUCUGCACAAAGGGAGGAGGAUCAUCACUAUCUGCUACCCUCUCAGUCCUGGUUACAACGUUGUGUGCCCCUCUCUUCUCUGGGUGCCCUUUCUCCCUCUCUCUUUAAACCAGCCCCACCUCUUCCCCCCUCCCCCCCGGUUCUGCCUGGUACUGACGGCAUGUUUUAUGAAUGAACAUUGGACCUCGGCAGAAGCUCAGGGCUUUCAAGUCACCCCCGGGAAGCUGCUGGCAGAGGAACGGGCACGAUAUUUUUGAACAGGAACAAAAGGGGGAGAGAGAAAGAAACUUGAGCUGGUGCUUAGCUUGUUACCUGGCUGUGUGUGUGUGUGAAACCUGACUGAAGGAGUGCCUGCAAGGAUUCUGAAGCUGAUGACCUUCUAGAGAAGACCUGUUUAAUCCAGUCACCAUCUUGAGCCUUUCUUGGUCAGGCAUUACAUUGGACAGCUGUGUCGCUGGGAUUCCCCAAAUUGGAACAAUUACAAGAUGUCAUGGCGGCCUCAGUUUCGCACGUCAAAAUUCCGUCAUGUGUACGGCAAGGCAGCCACAAAGGAGAAUUGCUAUGAUGGGGUCCCCAUCACUAAGAGUGUUCAAGACAACUAUUUCUGUUCUGUGAAUCCAAAAUUCAUUGCGGUAGUGACUGAGUGUGCAGGAGGUGGAGCUUUCUACAUCAUUCCCAUUGGCCAGACAGGGAAAGUAGACCCACUUCAGCCAAAAGUCUGUGGUCACAGAGGAAAUGUACUGGACAUCAAAUGGAAUCCAUUUGACGAUUACAUCAUUGCUUCUAGCUCUGAAGAUAGCACAGUUAAAAUAUGGGAAAUUCCUAAAUAUGGAGUCUUAAAAAACAUAACCAACCCGAAGAUGGAGCUUCAGGGUCACGCAAGGCGAGUUGGACUCAUUGAGUGGCAUCCAACAGCCAGGGAUAUUCUGUUCAGUGCUGGCUAUGAUUACAGGGUUAUGAUUUGGAACCUGAAUUCGGCAGAGCAAGUGAUUCAUAAUCCAGUGAAAAUCUUCGACUGCCACAAAGAAGUUGUUCUCUGCAUGUCUUUCAACACAGAUGGCAGUCGCUUAGUGACUUCCUGCAAAGAUAAGAAAAUACGAAUCAUUGAUAGUCACACAGGAAAGGUUUUACAGGAAUCCAACUCCAAGUCCCACAAGACCAACAAAGUUCUGUACCUCGGCAAUUUGAAGAUGGUGAUGUCCACUGGCUAUUCCAAAUGGAAUAAUCGACAAAUUACCCUCUGGGAUGAGGAUGACCUAUCUGUGCCUUUACGGGAGGAGGAUCUGGAUGGGUCCCUGGGAGUGCUUUUUCCAUUCUAUGACCCUGACACAUACAUGCUGUACUUGGCAGGAAAGGGUGAAGGAAAUAUCAGAUAUUAUGAAUUGAGCUCUGAGAAACCUUACCUACAUUUCUUGAUGGAUUUUCGGUCAACAUUUCCUCAAAAAGGAAUGGGUGUAAUGCCAAAGAGGGGCUUGGAUGUCUCGAUCUGUGAAGUCUUCAGGUUCUACAAAUUAGUGACAAUCAAGAGCCUUAUUGAGCCCAUCUCAAUGAUUGUACCUCGACGGUCUGAAUCAUACCAGGAUGAUAUCUAUCCAAUGACAGCCGGAGCACAGCCAGCAAUGACUGCACAAGAAUGGCUCAGUGGAACCAAUAAAGAUCCUAUAUUUGUCUCUUUAAAGCCUGGUUUUAACACCCCACAGUCUUCCCCUCUGAAAACGGGAAGUGAGCAGUGGGACCCAUCUAGACACACCAAAAAAGAACAAGUGACAACGAAUACAUUUCCGGACAUUCAAGAACAAAGGAAUGCAGAGAAAGUACAAGAUCAGAGGAAGGGUUUCAUCACAAAUGGUUAUGAUCUGUCACAGUGUCCAGUUCCUAAAACAGAGAAUGAGCUUCUGCAGAUGUUUUACCGACAACAAGAAGAGAUUCGAAGGCUACGUGAGCUGUUGGGGCAAAAGGAAAUUCGAGUGAAACAGCUGGAGCUGGAAAUUAAGAAUAUCCGCUUCACCCCCAUCAGUUACUGAAGAGGAAAUGUCGAGUUGUUUUGGUGGAUGGGGAGGGGAAAGGGUGUGGAAGGGAAAGAACAGUGUAAAUGCAGCUAGCCGAUAUAGCAAAGCUACCCUGAGAACUUGAAAUAAUUAUAUUUUUAUUGAAAAGAUUAAUUUUUAAAACUGUACUUGUACAGGGUGCACAUUUUUGUUUUUUAUUUAUCUCUUUAUAUGAUGGUGUAUAUACACUAAUUUUUUUUAAAAGCAUACAGUGGCUUGAAAUAACCUAUACUUCUGAGCUUGUCAACUGUAACAUGUCUGAUUUACUCCAGUGGCUAGGGGUUGGUUAGCUCAGUUGGCUGGAUGGCUGGUCUGCAAAGCUGAGUGACGCGAGCAGUGUGGGUUCAAUUCCUGCAACAGUUGAGGUUACCAUGACACUCCUUCUCAACCUCUCCCCUUGCCUGAGGUGUGGUGACUACCCUUAGAAACCACCACCAGUUGUCUCCUUGUAAUGAAAGAGCAACCCUAAGGUCCGGUACAACGACGGUGAUUUUAUCUUUUUACUCCGGUGGUUACUGUAGCUUUUUUUGUGUGGACUAAAGAUGCAUUUCCUUUUCAUGGUCACCACCAGAUACUGAUUCGCACAUCUGGUGGGGCUACUGUAAGGAGAGGAAAUGCACCAAAUAGCCAGAAUGAUGUAAAAGAUUGUGUUGGAUUAAGCAAACAGAUUACUGCCAUGGAAAUUAGUCAGCUUUUUAUAGAAAUAUAUACAUAAAAAUGAUUUGCUAUAUUGUUUUUUAAAAAAAAAUCAAGAGUUAUAUUAACUCGGAAGAUUAACUUGGCAGUUUUUAGGCUGAAACAUUGUGCAUAGCAUAUCUGUCCGUCCUCGUAUUCAUUUAUUCAUAAUUUUAACUGAUUUUGCUUUUGUUUUCGCUUUGUUUGUGUCACUAGUGUUUCACUAUGGAGUCUGUUCUGUCACGCUGUUCUGUGUGGCUGCCAGAGACGUGCACAAUUUUAGAAGGUGCAAAGUUUAUUUAAAACAAACGUGCUGGAAAUUGUGAACAUACCUCAGUCCUCCUUAUGUUCAAGAUUACUUCACUUCAAUUAAGGAAACUAUGAAUAAAGCAAGUUUUUUAAGGAAAGAAAAAAGUUUCAAAAUCCCUUUUCACCCACUUCAAAGGCUUUUGGGGAAGGUUGCAAGGGACUUUGUCAAACCUAUCUUUCCAAUGAGAUACAAUGAAGUUUGAGCAGUGCUGAUCCAGAACUGUCUUCCAACUAAUGCAUAAUACUGUUGAUACUGGAAAACUUGACAUUAAAGCAGAAAAUACUGGAAAAGACUCAGCAGGUCUGGCAGCAUCUGUAAAAAGAGAAAGAGUUAAAUUUUCAGGACUUUUGUGACCUUUUCACUGUGUGCUAUCAAAAAAUCUCAUUCAAAAAUUUCAAAUUAUUCCAUUUUGUUUCAUUUUAUGUUCUCUUUGCAUGGGUUAUUUGAAACAUAAUUGAAACAGAGUUUUGCUAAUUAUUUGCUACAAAGUUUUGUACACAAUGAAAUUGUUAUGCAUCUUUUUCAAAA
Hemiscyllium ocellatum (epaulette shark) is the source of this 3596-nucleotide messenger RNA. RefSeq names its product coronin-2A-like. Gene Ontology annotation, biological process: actin filament organization. Lineage: Eukaryota; Metazoa; Chordata; Chondrichthyes; Orectolobiformes; Hemiscylliidae. The transcript has 13 exons. The record is from RefSeq and is a predicted model, not a curated record. Bases 521 to 2059 code for a protein of 512 amino acids. Gene Ontology annotation, molecular function: actin filament binding.